GCCUGGCGCCGCUGCCCGUCCGUCCGUCCUGCCGCUCUGGGCUUGGCCGUGGACUCGCCUCCUUUAAAAACCCUCCCUACACUUGUGCAUCCUAUCUCGCGGCCACACGCACACAAAACACAACACAUCUCUCUCUCUCUCUCUCUCUCUCUCUCUGUCCGCGGCGCCAUGGCGUGGGAGAACGGGAGCAGCGGGAAUGGGUUCGAGGUGCCCGACGUUGAGAUCAAGUUCACCAAGCUCUUCAUCAACGGCGAGUUCGUCGACGCUGUCUCCGGUAAGACGUUUGAGACCCGGGACCCCCGCACCGGCGACGUCACCGCCAGGAUCGCCGAGGGACGCAAGGCCGACAUCGACCUCGCCGUGAAGGCCGCCCGGGAGGCCUUUGACAAUGGUCCCUGGCCAAGGAUGUCCGGCUAUGAGAGGGGCCGGAUCCUGCACCGGUUCGCGGACCUGGUGGAACGGCACGUGGAGGAGCUGGCGGUGCUCGACACGAUUGACGCCGGCAAGCUCUUCCUGAUGGGCAAGAUCAUGGACAUCCCCGGCGGCGUGCACCUGCUGCGCUACUACGCCGGCGCGGCCGACAAGAUCCACGGCGCGACGCUCAAGAUGUCCCAGCAGAUGCAGGGGUACACGCUCAAGGAGCCCGUCGGCGUCGUCGGCCACAUCGUGCCGUGGAACUACCCCACCACCAUGUUCUUCUUCAAGGUCAGCCCGGCCCUCGCCGCCGGUUGCACCAUGGUCGUCAAGCCCGCCGAGCAGACUCCGCUCUCGGCGCUCUUCUACGCGCACCUAGCCAAGGAGGCCGGGAUCCCCGACGGCGUCCUCAACGUCGUGCCGGGGUUCGGCCCCACCGCGGGCGCCGCCCUCGCGUCGCAUAUGGACGUCGACAAGGUGAGCUUCACCGGGUCGACGGAGGUCGGGCGGCUGGUCAUGAAGGCAGCGGCCGACAGCAACCUCAAGCCCGUCUCGCUCGAGCUGGGCGGCAAGUGUCCGGUCAUCGUGUUCGACGAUGCCGACGUCGACAUGGCCGUGAACCUGGUCAACAUGGCCGUGUACGCCAACAAGGGCGAGAUAUGUGCCGCUGGCACGCGCAUCUAUGUGCAGGAAGGGAUCUACGACGCGUUCGUGAAGAAGGCCGUCGAGGCCGCCAAGAAAUCGGUGGUCGGAGACCCGUUCUACCCGCAUGUCAACCAAGGCCCUCAGGUUGACAAGGACCAGUACGAGAAAGUUCUCAAGUACAUUGAUAUCGGUAAGCGCGAAGGCGCCACGCUGGUCGCCGGAGGGAAGCCCUGCGGCGACAAGGGGUACUACAUUGAGCCCACCAUCUUCACGGACGUCAAGGAUGACAUGUCGAUCGCGCAAGAUGAAAUCUUUGGGCCGGUGAUGGCUCUAAUGAAAUUCAAGACGGUUGAGGAGGCGAUUCAGAAGGCGAACAACACCCGGUAUGGCCUGGCUGCCGGCAUAGUGACCAAGAACAUCGACAUCGCCAACACGGUGUCACGGUCCAUCCGUGCAGGGACCAUCUGGAUGAACUGCUACUUCGCAUUCGACCCCGACACACCGUUUGGCGGGUACAAGAAUAGUGGGUUCGGCAAGGACAUGGGCAUGGACGGCCUUGAGAAGUAUCUUCAGACCAAGACCGUCGUCACCCCCAUCUACAACUCACCCUGGUUCUGAUCUCAUUCUAUGAACAGCACAGUGAACAAAAAUUGAAGAAGAAAUAUGUCUUAUACAGAUAAAAGGAUGAAUAAUUUGUACCUUCUUGGAUUUGAUGUAGCAACGUAGCAUGGACUUGUCCAGGAACAAUAAAGGCACAUGUCUCACUUA
Messenger RNA from Phragmites australis (common reed), 1827 nucleotides. Its product is annotated as aldehyde dehydrogenase family 2 member C4-like. The record is from RefSeq and is a predicted model, not a curated record. The transcript is spliced from 7 exons. Lineage: Eukaryota; Viridiplantae; Streptophyta; Magnoliopsida; Poales; Poaceae. Gene Ontology annotation, molecular function: aldehyde dehydrogenase (NAD+) activity. The coding region runs from base 169 to 1677 and encodes 502 amino acids.